Galleria mellonella (greater wax moth) is the source of this 921-nucleotide messenger RNA. Its product is annotated as proteasome subunit alpha type-6-like. The coding region runs from base 129 to 869 and encodes 246 amino acids. Gene Ontology annotation, biological process: ubiquitin-dependent protein catabolic process. Lineage: Eukaryota; Metazoa; Arthropoda; Insecta; Lepidoptera; Pyralidae. The record is from RefSeq and is a predicted model, not a curated record. The transcript has 5 exons. Gene Ontology annotation, cellular component: proteasome core complex; proteasome core complex, alpha-subunit complex; cytosol.
CAACUUGCAGGUAAUUUUAUUUACAACAAAAUUUUUAAUUUACAUCUAACCAUUUUCAACAAAGUUCGCGGCUGUCACCUGAAUUUUAUUCAUAAAUCUGAAAAUUUUCAAUACAAUACGUUUAGAAAAUGGCAAGAGAAAGCAGUGCCGGAUUUGAUAGACAUAUUACGAUCUUUUCGCCUGAAGGGAGACUUUAUCAAGUUGAAUAUGCUCUGAAAGCUAUCAAUCAAGGCGGGUUAACAUCGGUGGCUCUGCGCGGCGUGGAGGCGGCGGUGGUGGCGGCGCAGCGUAAGGUCCCCGACCGGCUGCUGGACCCCACCUCGGUCACACACCUGUUCCCACUCACUAGCCGCAUUGGUUGCGUUAUGACAGGCAUGAUAGCGGACAGCAAAUCUCAAGUGCAGAGGGCUCGGUAUGAAGCUGCUAAGUGGCAGUACAAGUAUGGCACAGAGAUACCAGUGCAUAUCCUGUGCCGUCGUAUCGCUGACAUUUCACAGGUGUACACACAGAAUGCUGAGAUGCGUCCGCUUGGAUGCAGCAUGAUGCUGAUAGCGUAUGACGAGGAGGCGGGCGCGAGCGUGUACAAGACGGAUCCGUCGGGCUACUACUGCUCGUACAAGGCGGUGGCGGCGGGCGCGAAGGCCACCGAUGCUAACGCCUACCUCGAGAAGAAACUGAAGAAGCGCGCCGACCUCGCCACCGACGACGCUAUCCAACUCGCCAUCUCGUGCCUCUCGCAGGUGCUCUCCGUCGACUUCAAGUCCUCCGAAAUCGAGGUCGGGGUCGUCAGCAAGGACGAUCCUAAAUUCCAUGUGCUCUCAGAGAGUGAAAUCGACCGACACUUGACGGCCAUCGCUGAAAAGGAUUAAUGACAUCAUAAUGAUAAAUAUUUAAUUUUUUUAAUAAACCUCACACACCUAA